Molecule: messenger RNA, 1058 nt
Organism: Gekko japonicus
Lineage: Eukaryota; Metazoa; Chordata; Lepidosauria; Squamata; Gekkonidae
Gene: PIH1D2
Product: PIH1 domain containing 2
Exons: 6
Coding region: 84-1058 (324 amino acids)
Biological process (GO): rRNA processing; box C/D snoRNP assembly
Cellular component (GO): cytoplasm; ribonucleoprotein complex; R2TP complex
Source: RefSeq, a predicted model, not a curated record
UUCCAGUUUAUCUUCACAACAACCCUGUGAGGUGCUACGCCUUGGCCGCUUCUGCCGCCUUGUCCAUUACUUAAGAAGCAGCAAUGGAGGCCCUUGGUCGCUCAGAGGACGUGCUGGCAAAGGCAUCCCAGGUCUGGACGAUGCUGGACGACAUGGCCGAGAAUUCUCCAGAGAGCUACCGCCAAUUCAUACAGCAACAGCUCAACAGCGCAAAGCAGCAUUACGCUCCUCCCGAGCCACAUCUGUGCGUGGAAGCCCGGAUCUUGGAGCCAACUGAAACCCGAUUGUUUGUUAACCUCUGCAGUUGGAAUAAAGUCCCCCCUCCCCAGUCCCAAUCCGAUCCAGUCCCGUUAAGCGCCGGCAAAAUGGAUACGUUUGCAAAGUCAGAGCCUUACAGCAUCGUCGAUAUCGCAUACAACCCGUCUGUUCUCGAGGGGGGGAAGAACCCGUUAGAGGAGGACCAGCUGAUUCGCUUGUCACUCAAGUUCGUCGAGGAGCGUUACAGCCUCGCUCUGUCCCCCACGUACAGUAUGGCAAAGCGUAAGCUGAAAGGAAGCCUGGAAAGGAUGAGGCACAGCUUGCGAGGAGGGCGGCCAACAGCGCCCCCUUCCGAAAAGAAUGGUUCCUUGCGGAAAGAGGUGACCCUUGACCAGCUGCGGAACAUCACAGCACAGGCGGAAGACAGCAAUCUGACUCUGCUUACCGAAAGGACCGUCCCCCGUAAAGCCUGCCUCAUCGAGGAGAUUUCGAGCGCAGAGCGGCCAGAGGAACCGAAGUCUCCGGCCUAUGAAGUGACCACAAGGAAGGAUGCCAGCGGAAGAGCCCUGCAGCUUGAAGUGAAAGUUGAAGUGCCAGCGGUGCGCCGCGUCUCCGAGUGUAACCUGAGCAUUUCUAAGGAUGACCUGUUGAUGGAAUGCCCGCCUCAAUACCGACUGCACCUGAGUCUGCCGGAGUCUGUGGAGGAAGAAGCCGCAUCCGCAAGAUUUUUCAAGAAGAAAGGGCUCCUGCUGGUCACGAUGCCGGUUUGCCAACAGAACCAAGAUCCGAGUACUGAGUGA